AUGGAAGAGAUCCUGUCAGAAGAGACCAACCUACUGGGAAAGGACACACUGGUUUCAUGUUGUGGUACAGGAGAUGGCUCUUGGCAUGUGGCCCAGCAAGAGAGGUGGCUUAUCUGGAAGAGGCCUGACAAUAGCGGUUUUCCCCACACAUACAAACAAACCCUUAGCUUGGGACAUCACCAAGAAUCUUUUGGACAGUCUCAUACUGAAUGUCCAGAAGGUCUGAAAGACCAGACCACCCAGGUCCUGAGGUCUGACCCCUUGGACACUAUGACUCAGUCCCCAUCCUCCUGGAAUUAUUGUGCUGGCACAGAGAUAAGCAGCUCUGAAUCAAAUUUCAGCCUCUCUGUGGGCUAUUAUCCCUCACAAGAUAUAAACUCCUGUGAGGAAACAGGACCAGAGGGUGAAUCCAUCCAUUUUCUCCCACCCCUCCAAGGAGCAUGGCUGACCGAAAGAAUGGGGAAACCUAAAGGAAGAUAUAGCAAAGUUGAGACCAGCCCAGAACAAUUUUCCAAACUUAGAAUUACUCUAGCAUGGGAUAUUGAUCUGGUCCCUGACCAAUUAUGCUCAGUAUCUAACUGGAAACUGAACAGAGAAAAUAACUGGGCAGGCAUGAAGCAGGAAAGAAAUACCCACCAGACUAUGAGGGAGCUGGAUGGUUUUGUUCAAAAGCUGGAAGCAGACACUCAGAAAGAAGAUACCUUUAUCCCUGGGUCACUUCUGAAAGAUUCCCAGAUCACCACAGUUUCCCCUCUAGAAACCACUAAAACCACCACUACGUCCAUCCAAUAUGAGACUAUAUCUCAAGCCUCUCCAACUGUUCCGCUGGCAGAAAAUAGACAUCUGGUCCAACCAGUCAUGCCACAGGAGUGCCAGCUCAAAGCAACAAAGCAGUUGCAGACUUGGCAGUACAGGAAGGAAACACCAAGCUACAAGAGGAUAAUAAGCUCUGGAGAAUCCUCCUCACUCUUCACAGAAAAGAGGGAGUACCAGACACCUUCUUCCCCAGGUAGACAGUCGCUGUCCUGUUUAAACAUAGGCAGGAUUCUUCGGUGGUUAAGAGAGCAAGUGAUUUCCUCACUCUCAGGGAAGGAGCAGUCCCAAAACAACUCUCCUGAAGGCACAAAGCUGCUAGCCCAGAAAAGACAGCGCUCAUGCAGAGAAAGGAGAGUCCAACCCCAGGACACUCAAAAAUCUACCUGCCUAUAG
Trichosurus vulpecula (common brushtail) is the source of this 1209-nucleotide messenger RNA. RefSeq lists its product as uncharacterized. NCBI's taxonomy places the organism in Eukaryota, Metazoa, Chordata, Mammalia, Diprotodontia, Phalangeridae. The coding region runs from base 1 to 1209 and encodes 402 amino acids. The transcript has 3 exons. The record is from RefSeq and is a predicted model, not a curated record.